AUGGACACGGCGGCUGCUCUCGCUCACCAAGCCCAGGCAGCAGCCAGCAUCAUAGACAACAACAACAACGACAACGGCACCACCAUCCCUACCACCUCGGCCGGAUCUCCCACUCCCCGCUUCGACCAACUCCCCAUCGAGGUCUUGAGCCUCGUCGCGUCCCUCUGCGCGCCGGCAUUCUACCCCCCCGCGCCACCGACCCAUGCAAUCUCGGUCCCAGAGGCCCACGUAGUGGCCUCGCUCGACCCCCACCCGCCGACGCCGGCCGUCGCGAAAACCAUCUCGUCGUCCACCCUGACCUGCAGCCAUGUGCUCGAGGCCGCUCGCCCCUGGCUCUGGGAGAAUGUCGACGUGCUCUCGGGCCGCGGCUGGCUCUCGGUCGUCAACGCCCUCACUGAGGAGGUCGAGGACAAGGUUGACGAGAUGGACGGCGAAGACGUCGAGCAGCGGCUUGCCGAGGCGUUUGUCGGGCACGAGAACGCACACAGCAGCAGCAGCGGCUCGGACGGCAGUACAAACGGCAGCGCCCACGGGACUCCAAAGCUCGACGCAGCCUUUGCCCACCGUGACGAUGUGCUCCCAGACACUCCGGUUGCAUCGUCGUCGUCGUCGGCAGCAGCGUCGGCGCCCCUGCCUCCGGCCUCAUCGGGCCAGCAGCCAGACAGCAUCGCGCCGUCGCAGCCACUCCCCCUGCCGUUGGGUCUUGGCAAGGGCAAGCCACCACUGGCACGAAGCGUCACCAUCAAUGCUCAGGUGGCCGAGGCCUUUAUCGAGUCUGUGCGGAACGAACCCAUGUCGGCCGGACCUGCUUCGCACCGUUUCGGACCUGCCCCUCAGCCCCGCCGGCUGAGCAUGUUAAUCACUCCGCCCGGCUCGCGCACCACCUCGCCCGCCGGACCCCGCCUUCGCGGACGCUCCCGCUCCCCGCGUCGCGGCCUCGACUUUAGCACCGAGGGCAUCACGUCGGUCCUGCAGCGUUCCCUCAGUCUCUCGCUCCCAGGCGACCAGCGCCCGUUCGCACGCCACAGCAGCCUUUCCCACUCGCGCGUGUUCCGCGACGACGACGAGCACGAAGAGGACGUCGGACACCGCGAGUCGCUCAUGGCGGGUAUGCGCACGCCGCCCAACCUCGAGUCCCCGCCGGCGGAACAGGCCGAAGAAGACCCGACGCCGAACGUCAACCCCGAGCUGCUGCCCCCGCCUGGGCCGUACAUUCGCCACUUGAGCUUUACAAAUUUCCGGACGAUUGGAAGCCGCCGCUCCCAGGACGAGGCCGUGCGCGGACGCUACGUCACUGCUGGACGCCUCGAGGGCGUCAUCAAGAACACGCCCAACCUUCGGUCCCUGUGCAUGACAGAGUACGUCGACUCGGCGCUCUCGUACGCAGUCGUCGAAGAGAUCUUCUUCAGGGGCUACCCCAAGCCAAAGCUCUUCCGCAACAGGUCUUCGUCCAAGUCGCCGGCCACUAUCCGUGCGCGCUCGGUCUCGGUCGCUCCAGUGGCCAUUGGGUCCCAGCACCUCAACAUUGAGGAACAGAUGGACCCCCCAAGGCCGACGUACGUGCCCUACGAGGACGAGACGGACGAGGAGAAGUGGAAGCGUCGCCGCGUCUUCUCACCCCUCGAGGCACUGGACCUUACCGGAUGCGUGAGCCGCAACUUCACCGAGGCUGUCGACGAGUUUGGCGAAAACUGGCUCAGCAUGGGCAUCCAGGAGGAGUCGGAGGACGAGGACCGCCACCGUGGCCGUAGUCGCCGCCGCCUCACCAUCGACUCGUCGACCGACGAGGACGAGGAGUCCAAGCCGCUCGCCGAGAGGAGGACCAGGAGGCCGCUCUUUUCGGCGCUUCGCCGCCUCUCGCUGCGCACGUGCACGACCCUCUCUGGCCCGUUCAUCCAAAACCUCAUCACGGUCAUGCCCAACCUCACCCACCUCGACCUUUCGGCCACUCGCGUCACCGACUCGCUACUCCAGCACCUCAUUGACAACUGUCCGCGCGGCCUGCGUCUGCAGUCGCUAUCGCUCGCCCGUUGCCCGCGCCUCGACCCUCGCGUCGUCGUCGACUUCCUCAUCGAGUCGCCCGCAGCCCGCAACCUGAUCGAGCUCAACCUGUUUGUCAACCCCACGCAAGGCAAUGCCAUUGAGGAGGAGGACAUGUUCCGCCUGAUCCAGGAGGCGCCGUGCUUCAAGUCUGGCCGCCUGCGAUACCUCGACAUCAGCUCGGCUGGUGUCACUGCUGCUCAUCUGGAGCCGAAUGUCUUCCCCCCUCAGCCAUCGCUCGUGUCGCUGGGCCUGAGCCACAUCCCAACGCUGAGGCUGCGCCCGAUUGCGGCUUUCCUUCAAAACCUCGCACCGGGUGUCGAGGUCCUCACUUUGGCCGGUACGGCACUGAGUGACCUCAGGCCCGGUGCGACGACCAUGCAGAACACGCUGGCGCUGCUGUCCGACAUGAUCAACCCGCUUACCAAGCUGCCCUUCAGCAUUGGGGGCCUUGGUCUUCUCAGCGGCAGCAACUUCAACAAGCCCAACCUCUCGGCUGGCCCCACGCGUCUGCGCGUCAUCGAGCUGUCGUCCGGUGUCCGCCGUGCCAUUGCGCCCAGCCCGGAGUGGAUGGUUGUGCAGUCCAAGGGUGGACGUGGCUGGUGCGUCGACAUGACUGCUGGGUGGAUCCCAACCGACACUAUUGAUACGUGGGGCUAUGUCCCGGCUCCUGGACCCGCGACAGUGGGCGAGGGUCUUGCAAAGCUGUCGUUUGUGCGCCACCUGCCAUUCUCGCACCCGCGGCGCAAGUACCUCACGCAGCUGUCGGACCUCAAGGGGCGCGUCACGUCGAAUGUCGGCUGGCAUUCGCGCAAGAUGGAGAUUAUCAAGGGCGAGGGCAUGAUGGGCCGCGAGGACGGCAUGGGCGGUGUGGGUGCGUUUGCGUUCGACGACUAG
Vanrija pseudolonga is the source of this 2937-nucleotide messenger RNA. RefSeq lists its product as uncharacterized. The record is from RefSeq and is a predicted model, not a curated record. Gene Ontology annotation, cellular component: cytoplasm. Lineage: Eukaryota; Fungi; Basidiomycota; Tremellomycetes; Trichosporonales; Trichosporonaceae. Bases 1 to 2937 code for a protein of 978 amino acids. The transcript has a single exon.